AUGGAGACCAUAAUGACAUUGAUUCGUUUUGGAGGUGUAUGGACAGAUAGAUAUCAGUACGAUGACUACACCAUGACUGGACUGAUAAUACCAACAAAUUGUUCUCUAAACAAUUUGGUUCAUUUAGUGAAAACUGAGAUAAAAUGCAAUAUUCAAAAUAUUGAGCUGAGUUACCAGUUAUCACCACGUAUGCCACCAAUGAAAUUACUCACUGACAAUUCAGUCCUAUUCUACAUUGAGCUGAAAAAGAAGCAAAAUGAAGUAACUGAGCUACCACUAUGCAUCACCACUUUUCAUCAAACAAUAGCUGACACUGUUCAACACAAUACAUAUGAAGAAGAAACAAAAAAACAGAACACAGAUUUAGAAAAGCUAGUUCUUCAACUAAACAACAAGCAAUCAGCUACAGAAUUACAAUAUGACGAAGCAACCUACACAAGAAAUAACCAGGUACAAACCUUCCCAAAUAUUACAGACAUAGCUGAUGAUGUAGCAGAAUUUAUCAUAGAGAGAACAGAAGAAAACAAAAGAAAAAGAAAAGAAGAAACAGAAAUUAUAACUGUUCAUAAAAUUUUCAAAGUUGAAGAAGGGCAGAUUUAUAAGGACAAAAAGCUCUUGAAAUAUGCUCUAUGUUAUUAUGCUAUGAUCUACAACUUCCAAUUCAAGACAAAAAGAUCUGAACCAAGAGAGUACUUGGUAACCUGUGUGGAUGCCAAUUGUAACUGGUUACUUAGAGCUUCAAAGUUCAGGAAAACAGAAACAUUUAAAAUCAGAAAGUAUGUAAAAACUCACACUUGCUCCUUGGAUAUCAUUAUGGAAGACCACAGGCAUGCUAAUUGCAAUGUCAUUGGGGAACUAAUAAAAUCAAAAUACAUGUCAAUAAAGAGAGUACACACACCACAUGACAUAAUCAACGACAUGCUAGAUGAUUUUGGUGUUUCAAUGGGGUACCAAAAAGCCUGGACAGCAAGAGAAAAAGCUUUAGAAUUGGCAAGGGGAAACCAAGAUGAUUCAUACCAAAAUCUUCCCAUCUACCUUCACAUGCUAAAAGUCUCGAACCCAGGUACAAUUACACACCUGGUUACAGACAAUACAUAUCACUUCAAAUAUAUGUACCUAGCAUUUGCAAAUUCCAUCAAAGGAUGGAAACACUAUAGGCCAGUCAUUGUGAUAGAUGGAACUUACUUGAAGACAUCAUUUGGGGGAACUUUAUUCACUGCUUCAACAAUGGAUGCUAACAACAACAUAUUCCCAUUAGCCUUUGGAAUAGGAGACUCUGAAAAUGAUUCAUCAUGGUUAUGGUUUUUCACAAAGCUAAAGGAGACAUAUGGAGAAAGAGAAGGUAUGACAAUCAUUUCAGACAGGCAUAAAAGCAUAGAAAAUGCUAUAGACGAUGUAUACUCAAAAGCUUUCCAUGGAGCAUGCAUAUUCCACCUGUUAAACAACAUCAAAGUCAAUUUUGGUGUCCAUGGGGAGGACCUAAACCUAAACUUUGUCAAAGCAGCAAAGGCAUACAGGGUUCAAUCAUUUGAGCACUACAUGCAUGAAAUAGACAAGAUUGACACACGCAUAAGACCGUAUUUACAAAAAAUUGGAUAUUCAACUUGGUCUAGAUGCCAUGCUCCAACAAGAAGAUAUACAAUGAUGACAUCAAAUAUAGCUGAAUCAAUAAAUGCUGCAUUGAAAGCUGCAAGAACGCUGCCAAUCACUACAAUGAUGGAGGGCCUUCGAAGUUUAGUUCAAAAAUGGGUCUUCCCAGUAAACACUAUACUGUACCAAGUUGUGGUUGAACAGAAAGGAAAUUUUUUGGUCAACCUAAUGGAGAAAACAUGUGAAUGCAAAAGAUUCCAACAAGACAAAAUACCGUGUGCACAUGCAUUAGCAGCAUUCGCCAAAACACGGCUGAAAACAUAUGAUUAUGUUGCUGAUUACUACAAAACUACAACUAUGAAAGCAACAUAUGACUCAACUGUUCAUCCAUUGCCAAAUGAAAGUGAAUGGACACUGCCAGAGACUUUAAACAUAAUUGUCCUACCACCAAAAUCAAGAAAACCACCAGGCCGCCCUAGAAGGAAAAGAAUCAGAUCUAGAGGAGAACCAAAGGUGCAAAUAAAAUGUGGAAGAUGCGCGCAGCAAGGGCAUAAUAGAAAAACAUGCAAGAAUGAACCAAUCCCAAAGCUCCGAAACCCAACAAAGUCAAAGAAAAUAGACAAAUAA
Molecule: messenger RNA, 2217 nt
Organism: Humulus lupulus (European hop)
Lineage: Eukaryota; Viridiplantae; Streptophyta; Magnoliopsida; Rosales; Cannabaceae
Exons: 3
Coding region: 1-2217 (738 amino acids)
Molecular function (GO): zinc ion binding
Source: RefSeq, a predicted model, not a curated record